UUUGUCCUGUCGGGCUUGCCGUUGCCCGGUGCUGGAGGUCGGGCAUGCUCAUGAAACGUCCAAUGCGAAACAUUCUGCAGGCGCCGAAAAGAGCGUGAUUAACAUUAAAUUACAAAGAUAUGUGGGACACUCGACUUUUAAAAUCGUAUUUCUGUUGAGCUGAUACCCUGCGAGCUAAAGGAAAGUGCUAAGGAUAUUCAAAGGAGCGCCGAUAACUGCCCGUCCGUUUUGUCCUACAAAGGCGGCGAGUGUUUGACAGCGGGAGGGCCCGACGUUAGGUAAACUGCUGGAAGAGGAGGACGGCUUGCAGAGGACUCCAUGAAACAGUAAAGACGGUCCUUUCUAUUGAGGGUAGCGAUCUCAAACAUGAGAAAGGACGUGAGGAUAUUACUUGUUGGGGAACCCAAGGUGGGGAAGACAUCACUGAUUAUGUCUCUGGUUAGUGAGGAGUUUCCUGAUGAGGUUCCUCUGAGAGCUGAGGAGAUAACCAUCCCAGCUGAUGUCACACCAGAGAGAGUUCCCACACACAUUGUGGACUACUCAGAAGCAGAGCAGUCAGAUGAGCAGCUGUAUCAGGAAAUCUCCAAGGCUAAUGUAAUCUGCAUAGUUUACUCUGUUAACAACAAGAAGUCGAUUGAAAAGGUGACAAGCCACUGGAUUCCCCUCAUAAAUGACAGAACAGAUAAAGAUAGCAGGGUACCAUUGAUUCUCGUGGGGAACAAGUCUGACCUUGUAGAACACAGCAGCAUGGAGACCAUCCUACCAAUCAUGAAUCAAUACCAGGAUAUUGAAACCUGUGUAGAGUGCUCUGCCAAAAACCUGAAAAACAUCUCUGAGCUGUUCUACUAUGCCCAGAAGGCUGUUCUCCACCCGACAGGACCUCUGUACUGCCCGGAGGAGAAGGAGCUGAAAUCUUCUUGCAUUAACGCUCUAACAAGAAUAUUCAAAGUGUCUGACCUGGACAAUGAUGGGAUCCUUAAUGACAACGAGCUCAACUUCUUUCAGAGGACAUGUUUCAAUACACCGCUGGCACCACAAGCCUUAGAAGAUGUAAAGAACGUGGUCAGGAGGAACAUGACUGAUGGAGUUAAGAGCAACGGACUCACACUGAAAGGCUUCCUUUUCCUGCACACGCUCUUCAUACAACGAGGUCGACAUGAGACCACGUGGACUGUGCUGAGGAGGUUUGGUUAUGAUGAUGAUCUGGAGCUCACACAGGAAUACCUUUUCCCCUUGAUAAAGAUCCCUCCAGACUGCACCACAGAGCUUAACCACAACGCUUACCUCUUUCUCCAGAGUGUCUUUGACAAGCAUGACAAAGAUAGAGACUGUGCACUGUCACCAGAGGAGGUGAAGGACUUGUUCAAAGUGUUUCCCUACAUGCCAUGGGGUCCAGAUGUCAACAACACUGUGUGCACUAAUGAUCAGGGCUGGAUCACAUACCAAGGAUACCUCUCUCAGUGGACGUUAACAACAUAUUUGGAUGUGCAGCGUAGUUUGGAGUAUUUAGGUUACCUUGGCUACUCUAUAAUAUAUGAACAGGAGUCCCAAGCAGCUGCCAUGACUGUGACCCGUAACAAGCGCAUUGAUCUGCAGAAGAAACAGACCCAGCGCAGCGUCUUCUGCUGUAAUGUAUUGGGUGCACAGGGCAGCGGAAAGAGCGGCUUUCUCCAAGCUUUCCUUGGCAGGAACCUGCAGCGACAGAGGCGGAUCAAAGAAGACCACAAGUCCUUCUAUGCUAUUAGUACGACCUAUGUUUAUGGUCAGGAGAAGUACCUGCUGCUCCAUGAAGUGAUGCCAGAUUUUGACUUCCUGACAGAGACGGACUUGGCCUGUGACGUCGUCUGUCUGGUGUACGAUGUCAAUAAUCCCCGCUCUUUUGAAUACUGUGCUAAAGUGUACAAGCAAUACUUCAUAGACAGCAAAACACCAUGUGUGGUUAUUGCUGCAAAAUCCGACCUGCACGAAGUGCGGCAGCACUACAGCCUGUCGGCGCACGAGUUCUGCCGCAAGCACAAGCUCCACCCACCCCAGCCAUUCACAUGCAACACACCCGAAGCACCCAGCAAAGACCUCUAUACCAGACUCACCACCAUGGCUAUGUAUCCUCAUGUCCGCCUCCGCUGCAUGUGUUCCUGCAACAGGUGCACUUAUUGCCUGUGUCAAAACCUCCUCAAGUUGGAGCUGCUGCGCAGUGUUAAGGCCCAACUCCGCAGGGUCGUUUACAACAGCUCCAGCCAGCCGAGCCGCUCUCUGUACAGUCUGACACAGCGAAGUGUGACCAUGCUGUGCCAGCUAACACCCAGGCUGCUAGCCAGGGAGGUACCGGUGUGUUCGUACACAUGUUUCUGGCUGCCGCUCUUCCUCUUCCUCUUGCAUGUGUUUACUCUCUUUUAACACCCAUUGUAAUGCUGCAUGGCUCACUCUUCUGUCUAACUGAAGGCCUCAGUCCUCAGUGAAAUACUGCUAUCUGGUGGUUGGGAAUGGCUUUGCAUCUGUCUGUCUACAUUAAUGGGGAGCUUGGUGUUGUGAGUUAAAUGGAGGAGUUUUGUUGAAACACAGUGUUUUUAUUUUAAGUUCUUGGAUUGGGCAGAAGCGUGUGGUGUGUUUUCCAGGUUCUUUGUCAGUUAAUGAAGAUAAUUUAAUCCUGAAAUGGACCCAGGCAGAGCUGCAUGUCAUGCUGCGUCCAGCACUAACCCUUUGUGUUGUAUUUUUCUUCUCUGGGAAUUGUUUCUAUUAAUAGCAUGACGCUAAACAAGGCAGGCCUGGCAGAGGAUGAGGCUGACACACCACACUGAACAGCUGGUGUAGAUUAUCUUGCAACUGGUCAUAUUUGGUCAGUUGACAUUGUGAUUUUGGACAUUUUUCCUGGUGUGUGACAUUCUGAAGUUUUUCAGGUUGAUAAAAUUACAAGCAACAGUAGCAAGGAGAAAAAAAAUUAUGGUAAAAUGUAAGAAAUGCUGCAGGUUGCUCAUGGUUUCCAUUUAAUUUCGAAUACUAAAACAAAACAAAACAAAAAAUAUUUUUAUCUGCUUAUUUUAUCAGCGGACAAGAUUAGUAAUGUAAAGAGUAAAUGGCUCAACAUUUCCAGUCUGGCUUCCAUGUGGUGUGUGUUGCUUUUAUUCAUGAUGUGUUCAAGGAGCUUUUCACUGUUUCAAGUUUGUGGUUAAGUCUGAUUUGUUAAAGUUGCUGUUGUGGUAAAGGAAAAGGACUGACUCCCCUGCAGCCUGCAUGGAGCUGGAGGAAGCUGAUGAAAUUACAUUUAAUGUCAGCAUCUCCAUGUGUCUCUCUGCUAAUUGAACACAAUUUUAUUUUAAGCGAACUCAAUUUAUAAAACACAGUGUAAGACGUACAAGUGCUUUACAGAGCAAAAAACUAAAUGGGAAAGGACACUAUAAAAACAAUGUACAAGACUGAAAUGAUAAAAGCAUUUAGUUAAAAAAGGUUUGUAAGUAGCAAUAAAAGCAUAAAUUAAAAGUAUUAGGUUAAAAGUGCACCAGAUGUACCAUCUGUAAACAAAUAAAUAGCUGUGUAUUUUGUUGUUAUCCAUCUUUUUCUAUGACUAUUAAACAUUUAUAAUGUGGAUUAUAAAAUGAUGGAAACAGCCGUUUUUGCAGUUAAUAAGAAGGUACUGUAGUGGAAAACUUAGUUUAUAAUAGGACAUCAAACAGUGGUAACAUCAGGGCUUAAACAGUUGAUUCAUAGAGAAGCUUAUAAUGAAAUUUUAAUGACUGAAGCAUUUCAGUUCUUUUCUGUACAUAGUAAACAAAAUUUUCUGCUUUCAAUACUGAAUAUUUGCCAUUUUUCCCCCUUUGUUUUGCUCUCUGCCAGGAUGAUUAACUACAUUUUGAAUAUUUAAACUUUUUGUAGAGAAUGCAGACACUUAAUCCAGUUCAGACAGAUGAUUCUUUAUCAGUCAUUAUUAGUUGCAAUCCAAGUUAUUUUUCCUCAGCAUCCCCCAGCUUCACCUGGUUGUAUAUAAGUGUGUGAGUGUGUGAGCACAGCCAGGCCACUGUGUGACACUGACUGUGCUUGGAGGUCUGCUGGGCUGGGUGGAGGUUGCUUUGGGCUGCCUGCAGUCAGAGGUGGAUUUCAGCCUGACGUAGCAGGUCACAACCAUCUCCCACGUGGAGGAGUCCAUUUAUAUGGAGGCUCCAGCUGAGCAGCCAGUUCCUCCAGAAAGGUAAAGGAAGGAACGACAUGCAGAGAGAGGUGUGUUUCAUUUGUAUAUGUGGAGGGACGGGCUCUAUACUGUGUAUAGCAGCAUGUCAACAGGUCAUUUUAACCACGAUCAGCAAUGUUGACGUUUAUGUUCAGAUAUGUUUCUCUAUUUUUAGUAGAGCAGGAAUGAGUGACCAGGUGUUGUCUGCUAGAGUCAGUGUGUGUGUGAGAUUUACCCAUUGUUAAUCCUUAUAGCACACAUUGGUUUCUAUUUCUCUCGUUUUCUGCGUUCUUCAUUUGCUUCUUUCUUCUCUGUUUCAGCCUACAUAGAUGACUUUUGCUUUACUUUUUUGACAGCUCUGGUGUUAGGCCAAUUAUCCAAAGCUAAAGAAGGGUCAUAGGGGAAAAUUAAGAUUUUUUUUUUUUAAAAGAUGUUUUAAAAUGAUGUAUGUCUGCCUUUUUUUUGACUGCAUUCACACAUAUGGACCUCCUUCAUAACUGAUCGUAUAAGAUGCUCAUUGGAUCCCAAACCCUUUUUCCUUGAUAUAAACACGUAGUAUGUAACGUGACAGAAUUGCUUCUCUCUUGAUUGUGGUUAUUCUUGUGAAUAUCCAGCAGCCUCACAACAGGAGAGAUGCUAAGUAUUUUAUUCUAAUGUAAAUGCAGUGGUAAAACCUCAAAUUGAAAGCAAAAAAUACUAAAUAUUCCUGUUUUUUUUUAGAUUGGUUCCUCUCCUGAGACUCCUCCUGGACUAAAUUUAAAUAUGUGUGGGUUUUAUUUCAUUUAGUGUGAGUUAGAGCUGCUGCUUCGCAACCUUUUCUUCUCACCCUGUUCCUGAAACCAAAACCAAAUGUUAAAGCAAAGCAUGUUCCUGUUUCAAGCUGGAAUCACAGGGCACUGAUUUGUCAUUUGUGGUCCAGACUAAGGAAGUCCUCACUGGAGAGUUUGCAUGACUUUGUUUUGCCAUUUGGCUGCUCGCCCUGCUGUGGUUUCAGCAGCAGAGAAAAUAGGAUCCCUCAGUUUUCUUUGUGAUUCCUGCUGUUUUUCUUUGCCAUUUCCUUCCCUCACUUUCUCCAUGUCGUUUCUGGCUUCACCCAACAGGCACAUGGCUCAGGCUGACCUGAAGAACUCCACCUUCUGGCUUAGAGCGAGCGUCGGCGCCACAGUGUUCGCCGUGUUGGGCUUCGCCAUGUACAGAGCACUUCUCAAACAGCGGUGAUCAGAUGGCAUGACACCCCCUGACCCGACCUAAAAGACUCAAAAAGACUGGCUGACAAACCAACCAACCAGGCCUCUCAAACCCCAUCUCCACCUCAUCCUUGUCUCACAAUGCACCAUGAGCAAAGAACAAAUGAGAGUAAUGGGUGUAUUUUAUACUAGAGUGUGUUUUCUUUUUUUAUGCUGUGGUGGAAAGGGGCACCUGUCAAUCAUUCACUUUGUAAAAGUUGACAUUCUCUGACCUUUUGGUCUAGCUUAGGUGAGAUUAGACAGUCGUAGUCACUGGAUUAUAUCAGCUGAUCCAGUCCUUUUUUCCUCAGGUCAAUAUAUUUAGUUAAGACUUUUAAAAACCAGAAAGAGGCAGCCAAACAGUGACACUAAGGGACUUGAAUCUGUUUAUAGUUAUGUACAUGCAGUAUAUUAUGUACGUAUUCCUUAAGAAUUAUAGGACCUGUAGACUGUACCACCAACAGGACAUGCUCGGACAAAUGGCUCUAACACUAGGAAGGUCAUGAAUGCCACACAUAUUGCGUUUAAUUUGUGUGUUAAUUUAUUAACCUGUUAUCUGUUUUGAGUGCACCGCAUGGAACAGAUUUUUCAUGUAUUUUUGUAUUUAGUAUUAUCAAAGCUGUCCUCAUGGCUCAUUAUUAAUGACUGUUUUUAUUUUUCUGCUUUAAAACAAAAAAAAACAAACAUUUGAAAAGCAUAAAAACCUCAUUUUUAUGGCAGCACCAUGAAACAAGAUUCUGCUAUUAACAAGCUUUUCAGCGCACUCCCCGCAACUUAAAACUAUGAAAGUGUUUCUUCUUGUUCUUUUCCAGCAUUUACAAUAAAGAAUUGUACGACCUGGUA
This is a messenger RNA of Melanotaenia boesemani (Boeseman's rainbowfish), 6231 nucleotides long. It is a transcript of the gene rhot1a, whose product is annotated as ras homolog family member T1a. Gene Ontology annotation, molecular function: GTP binding; GTPase activity; calcium ion binding. The record is from RefSeq and is a predicted model, not a curated record. Gene Ontology annotation, biological process: small GTPase-mediated signal transduction; regulation of mitochondrion organization; mitochondrion transport along microtubule. Bases 367 to 2397 code for a protein of 676 amino acids. The transcript has 21 exons. NCBI's taxonomy places the organism in Eukaryota, Metazoa, Chordata, Actinopteri, Atheriniformes, Melanotaeniidae. Gene Ontology annotation, cellular component: mitochondrial outer membrane.